This is a messenger RNA of Ruditapes philippinarum (Manila clam), 4481 nucleotides long. RefSeq lists its product as uncharacterized. The transcript has 9 exons. The record is from RefSeq and is a predicted model, not a curated record. The coding region runs from base 116 to 2776 and encodes 886 amino acids. Lineage: Eukaryota; Metazoa; Mollusca; Bivalvia; Venerida; Veneridae.
AUCAUGUGUUACAAAAAAUCGUUUGCUCAUUGUUAACAUUUGCUUUUUAUAUUGGAAUUUAGAUGAUGCAGAAAUUCUGUCUUCAAAUGAUAACAGAAUAAACUACACUGUUGUUAUGGAGCGUCAUCUUCAGACCAAUCCUUCAGGAAAAUUUGUGAAAGUUCAAUUUAUGCCUGAGAUGGAAGCUGGAAGUAUGAAUUGCCCAACACAAUGGCUAUUACUAAUUGGAUGUGGUACCACACAGAAAGACUUGGAAAAGGCUGUUCUUGAGAUGGUGAAUCAUUGCGAGAAAAUGUUCAUCACAAGUGUUCAUGUUUAUUGUUCAAAAGAGUUACCAUUAUCCUUUGGGGUUCAGUCAGUGGCUAUUAUUGACACAGUUUACAACAUGCCAACAGACAAAUAUCCAAGUCGCCUCUACAAAUAUUUAUCAAAUGUGACUAUUGUGGCCGGGGAUAAAGAUGGUUUUUCUAAUAUUGAAUCAAGACUGUUGCAACAAAAAAGUUUGCUCGCAUCUUUUUUUGGAGCUUCCAGAGAAUGGAGAAAAGAAUCACAGUCGAGACCGGAGAGUUCUAUAAAGAUAAAAUUAGUUGGUGAGCAAAUGGAAGAUGUGAAUGCAGUUAAAAAGGCAAUUGAAGACUUUAUCUCUAAGAGUGAAUGGCAACUGCCAAAUGUUGCUAAACAGGUGAAAGUUCAAAAAGAAAUAGAACAUUCUUCAGAGGAACAGACAGAAUUUGUCAACAAAACCAAAUCUUUUGGCCAAACCAAAGCUGUCAGCCAGACAGGAAAUGUUGGCCAAACCAAAGCUGUCAACCAGGCAGGAGCUGUAAGCCAAACUAACAUAAAUAGCAAUACAGGAGCUGUCCAACAGAAUGGAGCAAUAACAGAACAUGAGGGAACAGAAAAACAGCAAGAACAUAUGGAAAGUUCUGAAGUAUCUGCUGAGCUUAAUCAAGGUAUUGUAGAUCACCUGUUAAAAGAGUCUUUCAGAAAAUUUUAUAACACCUGGAAAAUUCAAGUUGAAGAUGUUUAUAGUGUAAAGAUUACUGAAAACAGAGGAGAUGGUAAAUUACAGAUGAAUGUUUCAGGCUCAUUUGAAAGCAUAUUAAGAUUUGAGGAAUAUUUAGAGGAGAAUUUUCCAAACCUUCCCAAGGAAAGUCUAUCUGAAGAAAUGGAAUAUGAUGAUUCACACUUUAAGAUUUCUGAUGAAGAGGUUACUAUGCAAAUUCCAAUCACCAAAGAUGAAAAGACUAAAUUAAUGAUGUUUUAUGCUGAAGAAAUUAAACAUCUUACAGACAAGGGUUUUCUGUCUCAGCUAUUAACAUCAUCUGAGAACACAAUUACUCUUAUAUGCAAAAAAGACAAAGAAGCCUAUGUGAAAGAUAGAUUUUACUCCUUUAAAGAAAAGGUUAGUCAACUACAAGUCAAGGAAAUUCAUUUCGCAUCUCUUGAAGUGAUGAAAAAAGUUGAAACAUUGUGUUUGAAUAAGCAGACAGAUUCUUCUAUAAGAUACGUCAAUGAUGAAAAGGAGAUGCAAAUUGAAAUCAUGGGUCUUGAUCUUAAAGCUUUGGAUGAGUUAGUUAAAAAUGUAGAAAGGGUUAAGGCAGAAGUUCAUGAAGAAUAUUACAGUGAAAAAAAAACUUUUUACUUUAAAGAAGUAUCUGUGCACAUUUACUGUAGUGAUAUUCUCAAAACAGAUGUUGAUUGUAUUGUUAGCUCUGGAGGUAGAGUUGAGAAGUGUAUUGAUGACGUUGCUGGAAAGACUUAUGCAGGCAAAGUUGAAAAAUGGUUAAGAAGUUCUAAUUUACAAUUAUCUGAGUGCUACACAACUGGGUCAGGCAAUUUGAAAAGAAUCAAGAAAGUAAUUCGUGUUAAUUGCUCUAUUUUGGCUGGAGAUUAUUCAGACUAUCAAGGGUUACAUCUUAUACAAGAAUCAGUUGAAAACUGCCUUAUCGAAGCUGAUAAACAGGGAAUGAAGUCUGUGGCAUUUCCAUUCAUAUGUUCAGCUGUAUCCGGAUAUGGAAUUGAUGAAUGUGCUCAACAGUACAUCAGAGCAAUAUUAGUUUCUGGUCAGAAGUUGAAGAGUGUGAUAGAAGUCCAUUUUGUGGAUAAAGACUCUGUUGAAAAAGUAUGCAAAGUAUUUGAUGGCUACUUUAACAUGCGAAAAGAUAAUGAUAAAGAUCUUUUAGUAUAUGGAGAAAACAUCAAAUAUGAAAUUAGGAACACAGCUAUUAAAUUAUGCAGCGGAGAUAUCCAGCUUUCUAUAGCUCAUGGAAUUGCUAUUUUUGUGGACAAACAUUUGCCGCUUCCCAGCGACAAUAGAUUACUGAACAACUUACAGGCAAUGGAAAAAACUGAUUUUCAAAAGAUGAUGAAGCGAGUAAGAGAAAAAGAUGAAAUAGUCAUUGUCCAAUCAAAAUGUAGGAUGAUGUAUGAUGUUGUUUUAGCAGCAUUUCCAGAUAUCAAAGAAGAAAAGAGAAGUAAAAAGUGUUUGCAUGAUACAGUUGAAAAAAUUCUGACAAAGGCAUCAGAUUUUGGAUUCAUUAGUUUUGCAAUUUCAUUACCUGAAACACAUAAAGAUGGUAGAAUAACAAGACCUUGGAUUCAGGAAUUUUGUAAAGCACUUGUAGACUUCCUAAAGAGCAAUAAAACAAGCUUGAAGGAUGUAAAGAUUGUUGGUACAUGUGAUAAAAACAUGGAAGCUGUGUCAAAAGCUUUAGAGUUUUGCAGAAAAGAAAGAGUUCUAUAUGGAGGAUCUUUUUAUGGAACCUUGGUCUAACAAAGAGAUGAAAGGAGAAUUGAAUGGGGAGUCAACAUUCAAUAUUGUAUACUGAAAUACCAUUAUAUAUGUUUGUACAUGCAUACACUUCUCAACUUUCCUGUGAUUGGUUACAUCUUUUUUUCCCCAAUUGUUUUGAAAGAUUUGUUUUGAUGUUUGAAUAUUUUGUCCAAAUUUCAUAUUUCUGAGUGAGAUAUCUGCUCCAUAAAUAAUUGAUUUUGGACAGAUACAAUUUUUUUAAGAAAAAUAUUAUUCUUACAAUGGCAGUGUUUUAAAGUGAAUAUAUGAUGUGUUUCACUGCUUUCAGAUCUAUAGAUGCAAAAAAUCACCUUGUAAGAUCAUGCAUGUUUGUAUUGAUGUGAAAGUUUUUCUAUUAUUUGUAUAACUACAAAUACAUAAUUAUGCCUUCAUAAGAUAUUUUUUCGCCUUUAUUAUCCCCCUCCCGAUUCCAUAUAGUUUUGGCGUUGUCCGUCCGUCCGUCCAUCCGUCCCUCCGAAUUUCGUUUCCGGAGUAGUUCUCUGCAACUACUGGCUGGAAUUCAACGAAACUUUAUGGGAAUCAUCAAUAUCAAGAGGAGAUGCGCGUAUCGUCGGCUUGUUCCGGUCCGACCCUUUAACUCAGAGUUAUGGCCCUUGAUUAGUUAUGUAGUGUGCAUAUAGAGUAAAAAUCGGUUCCGGAGUAGUUCUCUGCAACUACUGGCUGGAAUUCAACGAAACUUUAUUGGAAUCAUCAAUAUCAAGAGCAGAUGCGCAUAUCGUCGGCUUGUUCCAGUCCGACUCUUUAACUCAGAGUUAUGGCCCUUGAUAAGUAAUGCAGUAUGCAUAUAGAGUAAAAAUCGUUUCCACGCUACUUCUCUGCAACUACUGGCUGGAAUUCAACAAAACUUUAUGGGAACCUUCAAUACCAAGAGGAGAUGCGCAUAUCGUCACCUUGUUUGGGUCAGACACUUUAACUCAGAGUUAUGGCUCUUGAUUAGUAAUGCAGUAUGCCAGUGAGUGAUAUAGAGCAAAAAUCUUUUCCGCGCUACUUCUCUGCAACUACUGGUUGGAAUUCACAAAACUUUAUGGGAACCUUCAAUACCAAGAGAAGAUGCGCAUAUCAUUACCUUGUUGAGGUCAGACAUUUUAACUCCGAGUUAUGGCCCUUGAUUAGUUAUGCAGUAUGCAUAUAGAAAAAUAUUUGUUUCUGCGCUACUUCUCUGCAACUUCUGGCUGGAAUUCAAUGAAACUUAAUUGGAACCUUCAAUACCAAGAGGAGAUGUGCAUAUCGUCGCCUUGUUUGGGUCAGACAUUUUAACUUAGAGUUAUGGCCCUUGAUAACUUAUGCAGUAUACAACCAGAGCAAUAAUCAUUUCAGUGCUACUUCUCUGUAACUACUGGCUGGAAUUCAAUGAAACUUUAUGGGAUACGAAGAGGAGAUGUGCAUAUAGUCACCUUGUUCCGGUCAGACACUUAUAACUCAGAUUUAUGCUGUAUGCAUACAUCUUAUUGGCAUUUCCAGAUAUUACUAUUUCACACAGAGUUAUGGCUCUGUUAUUGCCCUGAAUAUUUAUCAAGUUCAAAGAAUAUUACCGUUAAUGCCAUGAUAAAUAUAUAAAUAAAGCCUUAUGUCUUCAGUUGUUGUGUUAGUAAUAACCAGUACUCGGCGGAGAUAUAAAUUCAACGAAUUUGCUUGUUAAUUCAUUUUUAAUAUUGCACAUGUUAUU